This is a messenger RNA of Galendromus occidentalis (western predatory mite), 1768 nucleotides long. Its product is annotated as dipeptidyl peptidase 3. The transcript has 9 exons. Gene Ontology annotation, cellular component: cytoplasm. NCBI's taxonomy places the organism in Eukaryota, Metazoa, Arthropoda, Arachnida, Mesostigmata, Phytoseiidae. The record is from RefSeq and is a predicted model, not a curated record. Bases 1 to 1593 code for a protein of 530 amino acids. Gene Ontology annotation, molecular function: dipeptidyl-peptidase activity.
AUGCAACAAAUCAUGAUCGGGAAUCAGUACGCAGUGAAAACAAGCAACGCCAGCGGGCAGUUCGUGAAUGUGCGCUUCGCUUCAAAACUCAAAGAAUCGAGAUCGUGGGCUUGGGAGGAUUAUGCUGAGGGACGCCCUUGGGAGGUUUUCACGAAGGUCAGCCUUUCUCGAGGAGCCGUCAGCGCGAUUCUCGCACUAAUAAUUGGCGAAAUCAAGCUGGCACUCCAGCAUUCUGACGAUGACCACAUGUCGAAGUCCCUCGAGCUCCUCGUCAGAUCCUUGGAGAGCGGCGAUUUAGAACUUCACGUCGAGUCUGGGAAAGAAUGGGUCCGAGCUCUCAACCAAGAGGUUGACACAUACAUGGGCUUCAUGGAAAACUACCGCGAUCCGAAGAACCUUCAAUUGGAAUACUCAAGCUUCGUCGGGAUCGAGGAUCGUAACCGUUCGAGAGCUUUCCGGGAGUUGACGACGCGGAGCGCUGAGCUGACAUCCAAGCUGCCAUGGAGAAGAGAUUUCGAGCCUGACGUACAGCAGCAGGGAGAUGUGAAAUCAUUUUCGUCCCUCGUUGUAACAUCGUACGUUGCCAACGUGCCUCCAAGAGGAGUCAACUUGCCGAAUUAUGAGGAAGCAAAGCUCGUUGGACAAAAAAACUUCAACCUCGCUAAUGUGGUUGAGGGCAAGGCAAAUUUCCUCACGUUGGCUUUCCUAAACGAAGAAGACUCAGAACUCUUACGGAGAUUCUACGUCGAGGCCUUUACAAUAAAGGUGGGCAUUCACGAGCUCCUGGGCCAUGGGUCCGGUUUGCUACUGCGGAAGGAUGAGACCGGGAAGCCGAAUUUCGACGAGAAUCUCAUCGAUCCCACUACGAACUCCAAAGCAAGUCAUUGGUACACCCCCGGCGCAACAUUUGCCUCGGUAUUCGGGAGCAUCGCGUCGGCUUACGAGGAAUUGCGCGCCAACAGCAUUGCUCUCUACCUUGCCUGCGACCCCGAAGUCAUGACAAUCUUCGGCCAUGAGGGACAGCAGGCUAAAGAGGUCUGCUUGGCUGUUUACCUUAGCCAGGUAUUCAAAGGACUCACGGCCUUGUCGUACUACGACGCCAAGGCUGGGUGGCUCUCCGCGCAUGCACAGUCAGAGUUUGUGAUUUUGAGAGCUCUGAUGGAGCGACUGCCGAGCUUCAUCGAUUUCGAAGACGUCGGACACGAUGACAUCAAAAUCUCGAUCAACCGGACUUUGAUUCCGGCGGCUGCCGUCGAGGCCUUUGCGGACUUCGUUCAGAAGAUCCAAAUCUACCGCCUGACCGCGAAUCACCAAGCGGGGACGAAACUCUUCCGAACGUAUUCGGAGGUUGACGAGAAAUGGAGCAAAUUACGUGAAGUUGUCGUAGCCAAGAAAGCAGGUGUUAUCGAACCGUCAUUCGUUCAGGGAAACAUCAUCCAACGUGGAGGGAAUGGAGCUCCCGUGGCUUAUAAGUGGAUUGACUACCCUGCCUCUUGCGAAGGAUUGCUACUUUCUUGGAAAGAACGAUUCAGCCGCGACGAACUGCGAGCUAUCCAAAGAGCGGUUGAGGAGUACAUGGCGGAAGACAUUUGAAAGCUCGAAGGAUCUCGAAAUGAACUCAGAAUUGUGGAGGCAAGGGAUCGCGAUCUUGUGGUGCUUCCCUGCGAAUCGAGCCAUCAUCGUUGCACGAAGCUUGGGGCCUCGGAAGCUGGCCGCAAAAAUGUACCUAGGCGCGAGCUACGCGAUCAUUGUUGAAAUCAUAUUGAGG